Messenger RNA from Esox lucius (northern pike), 6916 nucleotides. RefSeq lists its product as uncharacterized. The transcript has 24 exons. Gene Ontology annotation, molecular function: guanyl-nucleotide exchange factor activity. Bases 321 to 5996 code for a protein of 1891 amino acids. NCBI's taxonomy places the organism in Eukaryota, Metazoa, Chordata, Actinopteri, Esociformes, Esocidae. The record is from RefSeq and is a predicted model, not a curated record.
UGCUCCAAAAAGACAGUGCUGCCAGGGAAGCUGAAAAGUGGAGGCUUGGAAGCAACAGGCAGCUAGACACUUCACAGCUCACAGCUCAACUCCCUGGAACUGCAGGAAGUCACUAAGGAAUGGGACAUUUAUUGCUUCCUUUGGGUGGCAGGACACUUACUGCCAUGUGGACCUUCCUUCACCAACGGCAGCAAGUCGGUUGUUAAAAAACAUGGCAAGAAGUCUCCCUGCCUAGGGUCAAAGGGAAUUUCUCUGGACAGGAUUACUUGGACAACAUGUGAAGAAAGAUUCACCUGGAUAGACGAGAUACUGACAGAAAGAUGAAUCCAGAAUCCCUGGACUCGUCCAUCCAAAGUGCUCUGUCGGCCCUUUUCCCGCCCUUCGAGGCCACAGCGCCCACCGUCCUCAGUCAGCUGUUCAGGACCAUCGAGGAGCGUUACCAGGGGGACGCGCUGCACUGCCUGCUGGACUUCCUCAUCCCAUCCAAACACCUCUUGGAGAGCGUGCAGCAGGCGGCGUGUGCUGCAUACUCAGACGUUCUGUUCCGCUGCGAAGGCUGGCCGCUGUGCCUCCACGAUAGGAUCGUGGUCCAGCUCGCUCCCCUCAACCCGCUCCUGCUGCGCCCCGGAGACUUCUACCUGCAGGUGGAGCCCUUUGGCGAACAGGCGUCCCGCAUUGUCCUCAAGAGCCUCCUGGAGGAGGGCUGCCGCGAGGUAGAGGAGACCCCCAUCCCGGAGACAUCCUACCCCUGCAUCUUCACCCUCGACUGGCUGAGGGAGGUCAACGAUGGUCGCCACAGUACCCCGCUGUCCCGCUGCCUGUUGUCCACCGACCAGGGAGUGAUGAAGGUGCCCUGGGCGCAAGUGGCCGUCCCCGAGUUCCUGGACAAGCCCAAGGCUGUGAGCACGGCGAGCGCCGCCCGCGGCGUCCCCUUUCAGCCCAGGCCGUUGCAGAUUCCCUCCACGUCCGAGUCUACCUCCUCCGCCCUCUCCCUGGAGACCAUGAUCCUCCCCGGCAGGGACGGCAUCUCUGUGUCCUUGCGGCUCACCGACGGCACUUCAAAACUGAUCAAGGGGGACCACGAGACGGCCGCGCCCAAACCGCGCUCCAAGCCGCUAAUCAAGCCCGUGGGCUGGGUAUCGCCCAACACGUGGGACACCAGCCGGAGCUACCGCGAGAUGGAAGGGGACUACGUGGAUUUAGUGGAGUUCUCCAAGGAAAAACAGCCCCCUGUGGGAAGCAACGAGACCCCCAACCUAUCCACUCCACCUGUGUUGAAACCGGUCCGGCCGCCUCCCCCGGUGCCUCGUGGGAACAGCGCCCACUGUGGGCGCACCCUCAGAUUUUCGGAGGAGCCUUGCUCGCCAUGCAGCCGGAGGAAGCUUGGACCACAACCUAGCGGGGAGGAGCUCAAAUGCAGGUACAGGGACUCCUACCUGGCGGCACUGCGGAACCCGGUUCCCUUUGACAGGGGGAGUGUGGGCACCCUGUCUGGACUGGACGAGUGUGACCCCUGUGAGGGGGAGGAGUCAUGCUGCAGAGGUCACACUGGAGGUCAGGUACCUGGGAAGUGUUGUGGCCACUUUAAGGAGCCUGUUGUCGGACCGGAGUCAAAUCCUCAUGGACGCCCGACCAACGAACCCCCACUGGAACUCAGUCACACAUCACCAUCCACUGAACCUGCCACAGCACACAACCCACAAAAACAUACUAAAGAACAUGAAGCCGUCCAUAAACUGGGCCAUGUGGAACCCCAGAAUAAGGAAUUUUGGACUGACCUCUUGGACCCUAAAAUGCGACCUGUCUCUGAGGUGACGUCACCUCCAGCGGGCCUUCACCUAGUCGAUGCCUGCGAGAGUGAUGUCAACCCCAAGCUAGUUUGGAACCCGGAGGCGGUCAAAACUAUUGGCAAACACAAGGGAAAGCUCAGGUCACUGUCCACCGUCUCUGAGAAAGCCAGAGGAAGUCCUCCGGUCUAUAAACUGAACAACAGAAGCCAUAGUGACAUCUGCAAAGAGAUGAUUCCCACCAGCGGCCAGGUGGUACAGUGUAGGAAGGACCCAGCCUUCAGCCUGGUGUCUCCCAAGCUGAGGAGACGCACGACUGCCAUCAAAGAUUCCCAGACUGGCAAAGGUGACUCAGAAACUGUUGUACCGCCCCACAAAUCUACCACCAAACCCCAGAGCCCAAAGACGAAGCCCUCAGCGCCCUCCACCCAGCCCCAGUCCCCUGUACCCGGAGGUCCUCCAUCUUCCCCCACCCAAGACUCCAACUUCAGAAACAUUAGCGACCUGCUGAACCUGGGCAUUAUCAGUCUACCAGGGAGUAGAGACAAGGCAGGCAGGGCCGUGCUGGAGGUCCAUGGGGACAGGCAGGGCUGGACGUCCCCUCUGCUGUCUGCCCAGGAGGUGUGCACAGCGCUACUCUACCUCCACUCCAUCCCCAGGAAAGACGUGCGGUCCCUGGGUCUGACGGUGGUGAUCGACGCCAGGAACAAACCUCCGCCCUCCUUCUUCUACAAAGCCCUACUGAUGGUACAGGAACACGCCUUACAUGCAGUCCACAGUUUGCUGCUGCUGGUGGAUAAAGACACAAGUCCUCGCCCUGAACGACACCCUGGACUACAGAUGGACGUGGUGACCUCACUGAAGGCCCUGCACAAGCUCGUGGAGGGACGACAGCUAACCUCUGACCUGGGUGGGACCUUCCCCUACAGCCACUCUGACUGGAUGCAGUUUCAACAGAAAUUGGUUUCCUUCUUGUCGGACUUGCAAGGCGCGGCCGAUUUACUACAUAGAGCAAUCAAGAAUAUUGAUGGAAAUCCAAAACUCGACACCGCCCAGGAUGUGCAGCUGUGUAUUCAAGAUCAGAAGACGUCAAUGAAAGACGUGCUGCAGGAUGCCCGAUUGGUUACUUUACAGAGAGAAGGUGGAGCCACCCUUGCCAGAAUGAGGAGGGAAGAGUUUCGAUUUGCUAAUUCUGACGACUACAGGGAUGCCUUGGAGUCAGUGACGGUCUUAUAUAACCAGGUGGAGGAGAGGGUCCAUACACUGGUGAUGAGGUCCAAUGAAUCACUGCAGCACCUGGACGUCCUGCUAAAACUCAGAGAGGCGGAGUCUAACCUGAACGCGGCUAAGGUGUGGUUCGAUACAGAAGGGGAGCAACAACUAAACGGCUAUGACCCAAGCGAGGACACCCUGGAGAGUGUCAACCAAACUCUUCAGCGAUUUGCCUCCUUCCUCUCUCAGGCCAAGGAGAAAAACCAACAAACCUUGACACUAAUGAUGGAGGUUGAGAAACUUCUGGGUUCCACCAAUCCAGAGAGAGACGUUUUUCAGAUCAUGCUGGACACUUUGAACUCGAAAAUGGCCGACUUUCUGCUGCGUGCUGAGCAAAGACGUAUCGACCUUGAGAACACAGUGCAUGUCUACCGCUUCUGUGAAGAGGCCACUGCCCUUGCCCAGGAGUCCCGCCAGUAUCUGGAGGAGGUAGAGACAGGGCGCUGCUCUGCCAAAGCCAGUCUAAACACACUUACGAUCUGCAAGGAGAGAUUGGCUGACUGCUUCUCGGCCCGACACUUCCAGAAUGUGAAAGCCAAAGCCGGCAGAGCGAGGGGCUCAGGGGGGAUGAGGUUGUGGAAUGCAGCCUGGAUCCAGUGCCGGGAUGUCAGCCAACGGCUGGGGGAGGCACUGGAGCAGUGGGGGGACGCAGCCCACAAAGACGGGCAGCAGCCCACAACUGAAGAGAAAAAGGUGAAGAUGAAGGAUGAAGAGGCCCUUCAGUCUGUCAUCACGGCUUCAUCCUCUCCUCCGUGCCAGGCCGAAAAGGCCGAUAACUCAGGGAGCGGCCGUUGGGACCAGGCGGAGGGCAGAUCCAGCGAUGCGAGGGAAAGCGCUCACGUCCGAUGUUUUAACCUCCCGUUCCAAGCGGACUCCAAGAGGAAUACCGGACCUGAGGUGCUCACUGGACCCCACGAUGGAGUAGGAGCCCCAGUUAGGCGCCGCAGCGAGGCAGACCUCAAUAAAGGGAAUCCGGUGGGCAGGUGUGAGGUGUUUCCAUGGCAACAAGGUGCAUUGGGGCGGUCCCUGAGCGAGGGUUCCUGCGUCAGCUCUCUCCUGUCUUCCGAGUGCGGCGCCGCUGCCCUGUUGCUGGGGAACCACUCCCAGUCCCGGCCUUUAGUGGUGUCACGGCACAACCCUCAGCAUUCUCAUGAUAUAUCAUGCGAUGGAAGUUUCUGUUCCGGUCAAUCCUGCUGUGACACGAAUGACGACAGGUGCGGCGACAGAGAAGAUCGUGACCCCGUGGAUGUGUCUUUCUCUGACUGCCCCGGUGUCACAGUCAGUGACAGGACCCAGGAGGCCUCAUCAGUGUCUGACCUGCAAGCUGAGGAAAAUGCAAACAAUGUCCUGAAACUGCAGAGGAUCAUGGAGGAGCUGUUGAUGACAGAGAGGGAGUAUGUGCGAUCUCUAGGAUACGUCCGGGAGCAUUACUUCGCUGAGCUGGACAGACCCGAUGUGCCUCAGGAUCUGCGGGGCCAGAGGGGGAGUAUUUUUGGCAAUCUGGAGAAGCUCCAUGACUUCCACCAUCACCACUUCCUUAAAGAGCUAGAGGGAUGUCUUCAAGAACCUUUCAGGGUGGGACGUUGCUUUUUACGACACAGUGAGAGCUUUGGCCUGUACGCUCUCUACAGCAAAAACAAGCCGCAGUCAGACAGCUUGCUUGUCAGCUAUGGCUAUGACUUCUUCAAGAAAAAACAGCUGCAGCUGGGCGACAAGAUGGACCUGUCCUCCUACCUGCUGAAACCGGUGCAGCGGAUUAGCAAGUACAGCCUUUUGCUGCAGGACAUGGUGAAGGAGUGUGGUCCCCACAGGCUCCGCGAGAAGGCUGAGGUCCAGCAUGCCCUGGAGGUCAUCCAGUUCCAGCUGCGCCAUGGCAACAACCUUCUGGCUAUGGACGACAUCCAGGACUGUGAUGUCAACUUAAAGGAGCAAGGACAGCUGAUUCGUCAGGAUGAGUUUUUGGUGUCCUUCAGAAAAAAGAAGUGUUUCCGACACAUCUUCCUAUUCCAGGAACUUGUCCUCUUCAGCAAGACCAAGAAGACCGAUGUGGGAAAUGACACAUAUGUCUACAAACAGUCAUUCAAGACCUCUGACCUCGGCAUGACCCAUAACUCGGGAGACAGUGGGUUGUGUUUCGAGAUCUGGUUUCGAAGGAGGAAGUCCCAGGACACGUACACCCUGCAGGCUGUGAGCAGGGCGGUGAAGGAGGCCUGGACUAAAGACCUGGAGCACAUUCUCUGGGACCAGGCUGUACACAACAGAGAGAUCCGUAUGCAGGAGAGGGUGUUCAUGGGUAUUGGCAACAAGCCGUUCAUGGACAUCCAGCCUAGCGACGCGGCCAUCAACGACAGGGCGGUUAACUGUGCCCUGAUGGGAAGAGAAUCCAAAGUCUUGUGUAUCUCAGGGACUUCUGGCUCACGUUGCGGGUUUCCUGUGACACGGCCAAACACCAUUGGCUCAGGGAGCUGUUCUUCAUCUUUCGGUAGCCACUCCUCUUCCUCUUCGGGAAGGGGGUCCCUGUCGCCCCUUGUAGGGGGGUACCUGUGUGGCCCGAAGCAAAGGGGGGCGGCUGGAGGUCAAGGGCAUCCUGUUGUCCUGGAGGAAGAUGACAUGGACCAGGAGAGGGGGAGUCAGAAUCUUCUGAUGGGCAGCUCGGAAUCUUCCGGCGAGAGUGUGAGUGGCUUCAGCAGCUCCGGAUACAGCUGCCACUCUGCCCCUGGCGGAGACGGGGAUGACGCCUCUUCCAUGUGCCCCUCGGUCGUCAGCAUGAAAGACUCCCCGGCCGGCCAACACGAACGUGACUUACGCAAGACCAAGGGUCCCACUCGGUCUUCUGAGAAACCCAGCGCUCCCGCGAUUCCACCUAAACCGCCGGCUCUGACCAAGGAACCUCCCAUGGUUAAAAAAGCUGUCAUUGGAAAGUCAACAGAGGUUUGAGCUCGGUUUGGACCUUUCCAUUACAGAAGGACAGAGUGGACUUGUGUUGCUGUUUAAAGGGGAUGGUUAUGCAUAUGUGUUAAUGUAAUCUGCUUUUACUAUUGUUUUUACUGACCACUAAACUGACAAGAAGAUGUUUACUGUGUUUCACAUACUGUAGUUAGGCCUGUAUCUGUAUGUUGUAUUCUAUUGCCAUUUAAACAUGUCUGAUUUGUUUUGUGUAAGAUAAGUGCAUUCAACAUGAUUCCCUUAUUUCCAUUAUUCACUUUCUCUGGUGGGGGUCUUCAACAAAGACUAGCAAUUUAACGUGAACACGAACCGAAUUUUUAUACUGCACUGCACCGUCACCAUUUAUAAGGCACCAUUUUUAUUUUUCUGGAAUUUAAAUAAAGUUAUGAUAAAUGCGGUGAUGCAAAUCCCGUUCUCCUGGACCGAUGCAUCUGGUGGGAAUGUCACACCAGACCAGUUUUCCCGCCUGGCCAGUAACACAUAGUGUCAUUAAACUGACCUGGUACAAUGUUCUUAAAGACAGUGGUGAAUCAAUCAUGGAAUCAACGUCCCCCGUCUGUUUUGUUCAGAUGUGUUUUCAUGCUCUCUCUUUCGCUGGGUAGAGGACAGAUGCAGUUCUGGCGUCAAAUGACAGUUCCACUUGCCCAGCUCCUGCUACACAGAAACAUACUGUCGUUAUGGUACAUCAGGUGGAGUGUCAAUAUUACAGUUGACAGACCUGCUGACGAGUUCAUCGGUCUACAGGUUAGGAACAUUGAUUGUAUGUGUUUUACCAGAAGAACAUGUUUUACCAGAAGGCCGCUGCUCUGUGUCAUCUAUUCAGUCAUGGGGUCGUGCUGAAAUCGGUCCAAUGUUGUUUUUUUUCAUGUUGAAGAAAACUCAUUGACAAAAUUAAAUGAAUGUUAACUGGC